Messenger RNA from Pelobates cultripes (western spadefoot toad), 7878 nucleotides. Lineage: Eukaryota; Metazoa; Chordata; Amphibia; Anura; Pelobatidae. The record is from the annotation of a GenBank genome assembly.
GGCAUAUGGAACAAAAAUGGGCUCUAAUCUCAAAAUCUUUUCUGUGAGUAGUAAGUACCCAGUGAUUUAUUGAGAUAAAUCACCCAGCAAAACGUCUUUGUUAGCGAUCUGUACGCACAAUUAAACAGAGCUUUCUAGAUGACUAGAUUAAAAACAUGCAAUAUUCAAAUGUCUUUCUGUAUAACUCUCAUUAUAUUUAACAAACAACAUCAUAUUGCAGGCUCAGUGUUAUAAGCUAUGAACAACAUAAAACAAUUUCUUUAGUUAAUGUAAAUUGUAAUUUUUCUACAUUAUCUAGAUAAACUGCUGCAGACAUAAAAUAUUCGUAAUAUGCAGUCUUUCGGCUGUAUGGGCGAUAUAGAAAAAAUAGUUGAUUUCAGCUGGAAAUGUAAAGGUUAAAUAUUGCUAGUUUACAGUGAGCAGUGGAAAUGAUGUAAUGAUAGCUUUAAAGUGGGAUUCUGAAAGUCAAAUUGACUAUAUGACAAAUGAGUAUUAGAAAACAAUGAGUGACAGAUGGGAGUGUGGAAGGAUAAGAAUUAAACCCACUGUUUCCAUGGCAAUUUCAAUUAUCCAUCAAAAAGCAAAAUGCUCAAAUUGAAGUCACUUACUGCAGUCAUUUUAAACUUGCUAAAACUUUGUCAGAUCAAGCGAGAGAUGGCAAAAGCAGUUUCGGUAUUACCUGGCAUCUCGGUGGCAUGGCCAUAUUCACCUUAAAAAGGUUAAAAAAUUUAAAUCUUUUUUAGUUUGGAAAAACGGCGCCUCAGAGGGGAUAUGAUAACUUUAUAAAAAUAUAUUCGGGGCCAGUACAAACCAUUAUCUGGAAAUCUGUUUAUAAACAGGGCUACACAUAGGACACGAGGUCACACAUUUAGGCUGGAAGAAAGGAGAUUCCGUCUAAGGCAAAGAAAAAGUUUUUUUUACAGUAAGAGCAAUAAGGAUGUGGAAUUCUCUGCCUGAAGAGGUGGUUUUAUCAGAGUCCAUACAGAUGUUUAAACUGCAAUUGGAUAAAUACUUGCAAAAACAUAACAUACAGGGAUAUAAUUUCUAAUUAGUGGGGUAAUAGCUGCUUUGUUGCAAAAUUGGAAGCACUGCAGACUAGGUUUUCUGCCUUCUUUUGGAUCAACAGCAAAAACAUAUGUGAGGAAGGCUGAACUUGAUGGACGCAAGUCUCUUUUCAACUAUGUAACUAUGUAACCUACUUGAUAAAGUUACUGCCAUCCCUCUCUUAUUCCAGUCAUCUGAUGAUGCCAGAAUAGCUUUCUCCUUAUGUAUAGUUUAUUCUUUGAUAGUUUCAUGAAGCUAAUGCAAAACUAAGUACUGAAGGUGAAAAGUGUAAAUUAACAGAAACUGUUCAAAACGAGUCAUUAACUUUGAAGAAAGUAAAACAGGAUUACAAAUGCAGCUGCAAAGCUUAGCAAGAUUGAAUGUUUUCUAUUAGCUAAAUAUGUCCGUUAUAAAAGAGGUCUGACUAUUAGCACAUUGAUUUGCAAGUGUCAACAAAUACAGAGUUCCACAAACCUGAUAUUAAUUGCAUGGGUGACAUUGGGACUCUGCUGGCAUCCAUGUCACAUAAUCCGGAGUUUGGAUCUAAAAACCCCAGACCGUGGAGCAAUGGGAAAAGUAAUAUGGUUUUAAUGAGUCACUUUCACCCUGCAUUCUGCAUCCUAUGGGUUUGCUUCAAGAGAAAGCCAAAUGAUGCCUUCAGCCCUCAAUAUAUGUUGCUAAGGGUUUAACGUGGUGAAGGAACCAUGUUGGUAUUGUAUGACCAUACUCUGCAUGGUCAUACAAUGGCCAAGGUAUUUGUGGUCAUUUUAAAGCUGUACAUCUUUCGGACGUCCUGGAGUGUAGACAUAAGAUGUUGUUCUGCAGCAAAGUAUAGCCUAAGUUUCACAUCUGUUUCUUUUCAUUGUCUUCGCCCAUUGUAUGCGCUUACAAAUGCUUUAAAAUGUUUGAAAAACAUUUGUAGGGAAAUCGCGAUCUCAUAUCAGAUAUGUAUCAAAAUGUAAACAUCUAUCAAUGAGUCAUUAGUGAUGUGGAUGUGAUCACAAUCCCAGGUAUCCAUAGAGUUUGACAGGAUGACAUUAAGAUGGCAAGUUUCAGUGAUGACACUCAAGCCAAAGAGGAAUUAGUACCUUAAAGAAACGUACACACAUGGAACUGUUCAUUUGGAUUAUAUAAUAGGUUAAUGCCACAGUUGUCACCUAUUGGCAGUAUCAAUGCACUUGGCUCUUUGUGACCUUUAACCUGUGAUGCAAUCGAGAUCCUCUCAAAAGGUGUCAAGUAGUUUUGUUGAUAACAUUGUAACAUGGACCUAUCAAGCUCAGCAUUGCGAGAUUAACCAUGAAAUCAGUAUGUAAUCUGAGUUUUAUGACAAUACAAUUUUUGACAUUGGUGGUGUUAUUGGCUAAAAAAAAAUGUUUGUGAAAUUUGCAUUGUGAUUGCAUUGAUAGCUGUCAAACAAUACCAGCUAUGAGUCAGGAAAUGUUAUUGACCAGUUACCAACGCGGGAUUGUAAUGCAGCCCUUGGUAAAACUCACCAUCACCCUUUUUAAGACUGUCCAGGUAACUCCCAUUAAACUGAUCGACUCAAUGUUUUUAAUGGGUACAUAUGUAGUUGUAUCACACAAUGAUAGCUCUGUCGCAUAUAAAAAAAAAAAAAAUCAAAUCUAACACCUUUUGAAUGUGACACAAUUUCAGUGACAGACAAUGUUUCACACCCUAAAGCAAUGGCUGUCUAGAUUUAAAGAUAAUUACGUCCCAAGAAGUGGGAGAGCUUCUUCAAAAUCAUAAGGGAUACUGAUGUAGCUAAAAAGUGACAAUGGUUCAAAUUAGAUUUUGAAUUGAAUUUUACUAUGAUCUUAUUUAUUACAAAUCUUUCUAGCACCCUGUAACAUUGUUCAUUAAGGUUAAUAAAAAAUAAAGGUCCCAUGUCCAUUGCUAUUUCAGUAGGAGUGUAUCACCAUCCUGUCUCUUUAAAUUAACAUCCAAUGCACACUUUUUUUAUAUCACAUGAAAGUAAAUAUAGAUCAGGGGUGCCCAAAAGGUAGAUCCCAAGAUGUUUUAAAACCACAACUCCCAUGAUGCUUUGCCAUUCUGAAUGCAUUCUAAAGCCAUGCAAAGCAUGAUGUGAGUUGUAGUUCUACAUCAUCUGGAGAUUAACCUUUUGGGCACCCUGUUGUACAUAAUUUCAGAAUUAUUUUGCCUGCUCAUAAAUCAUACGUUUACUCUAAAAUGUAUCAUUACUGGGGUUAGAGGUGGGUGCCAAGGCUCAGUUCCAGGCCAAAGGUGCCAAGUAAGCUAGGUGUACCUCUAAAGAUAACAUUGUUAUAUUUUAUAAUCUUAUAAUCUUAUAAUGUGCCUAUAAUUAAAGUGCAAUACAUUAUUGUUGUUUUUUUAAAAUUGCACUUCUGACACAUAUUUAUUCAUCCUCUGCAACAAGAUUUCUGAAAACUAAAUGAAAAAUUAAACAUAUGCGAUCACUUUUUAUUAAUAUACAAAUUAGAUCACUUUUCUAUUUCCAGGCAUCUGGUAGACUGAUGCCUAUUUUGGUCAAUUACCAUUUCUAAUCAGUUUUCUCAUGAAAACUAUUUUAUAAAUAAUCCCCAGUAAUAAACAAGUGGGACAGUAUGAAGCAUAACAUUUGCUGCUAAAACGGGUCUCGGUAUCGUUAUAGGACAAACUGUAUAUCAUUGGACUCAGGCACUACCCUAAUGAUUUAUGCAGUUGUCCACUCAAUCCCCUAUUGUGGUUCAUAUUUAUACUUCACUUGUUUAUUCAAAAUAGCUCAUUAUUUGCUUAGAGACAAAUUUUGAUGCCAAUGAGAACAAUAAAAUAUGCAUGUUUACCUUCAAUCCGCACUGAAUUAAAAUCCAAAUUAGAAAUUCCAGGCUAAAUUAGACGAGUUGUGAUGAUGACUGAAUUAAAAAUGUUUUCCUAAAACAGUUAUUUUUGCCCCAAUUGCCCCUUUCAUAGUUUAGUGUUUAAUCCUGACAGCUUAGCUAUCAUUUGGCAUUCCUUAAAACCAAAAUUUAAAAAAAGCAAAACAAUCUCACUGCGCACUCUAACAAAAUGCACUGCGCAAGCCUACAAGCGUGACGCUGAAUCCACCUGCUAUGUACUUCCAAAAUAACAGCAACAACACUGCCUAUGCUUUCAGUACAAUAAGGAUUCUGCAACAAAUUAUCCUUAAUUAGUGAUCCAUAUUUCAGCACUUGGAAAAUGUAUAUGCCUGCAGAAAUAUACAACUUUAAAUAAAAAUGUUAAAAAAAUUAAAUAAAAUUUAGUUUGUUGUCUUUUUUUUUAAAAGGAGCGUGGAUUACAUAAGCCCCGAAAGCUGAACCUAACAAGACAUUUAAAAAUGACAUGUUACUAGGGAUUGUUUAUCUUCAUCAUCCUUCUUUACCGUUGAUCAAUAUAGUUUUUAUUAUUAUUCCCUGUCCACCCAUUGGAAAAAAUUGAUCCAAUAAUAAAAAUAAGUGAAACUGACACCAGAUGGUUCAAGUAUGAGAGAUUACUAAGAGCAGCAAGGGAUUGUGGGUCAGUUCUCUAGCUGUAGGACGGAAUUUGGCUUGUAAUGCUAUUAUUUUUGGAUCUCUACGAAGUCUGUAGAGGAAGCAGGAAGGAGGGAGUUAGUUAGAAAGAAAAAAAAAGAAGAGGGUCUGAGCAUUUUUUACACAGUCUGCGUGAUAACAAGGGAAAAGGGAAGACUGAGGUAAGUAAACCAAUAUGGAAGUUAUAGAAGAAUUAAGGAAAAAAGAUCAAGUAUAAAACAGGAAAUGUUAGAGAUUAAGAGGGAGAAAAGAAAGUUAUGUAAACACUAAUUAAAAUACAGAGACGAUGAAGUGAGGGACAGAGAUAGGAAAAGUAUUGUUUUUGAGUAAGUGUUAAAGAAGGGUCAUUGAGUUAGGAUCCAUAAAAAAUACAUAGAAAAUCUAAUAGAAAGAAUUGUGACAGUGAUGGAAGCAAUGUUUGGAGUCCUUUCCAGUUGCACGGCAUUCGGCUAAAUCAUGUGAGAUAAUUGUGUGAUCAGAGGCUGGAAGAAAUUCUAGAUUCUCACUGCUACAACACCAGGAGUGAGGACAGAGAGAUACAUAAACUAAACAAAAGAUUAAUCGCAAGUUGAUAUCUAGAAAAUAGCAAUCUAUCGUAACAUCUUCUAAUGCCAGGAAGUGCCCAUCCAUUUGCCAAAACUUUGUAUAAAAAAAUCUCAGGCACGAAUAUUUUUAUCGCAUCCCACUAAUUCCUUUUUUAAAGUCAGUCAUUGCCCUUCCUAAGGGAGAAACAUGCUAUUAACAAUAAUAUCUUCUUUUUAGGGAUGAAUAGGAUCAUGGCGAACUUCCAUAUAUUAUUUGGUUCUGUUUGGUACCUAUGCCUAGUGCCAAGCAAUUCUUGCCCAGUCCACUGCAACUGUGUCACCAAUUCUGCCCAUCCUUCUGCAGAUUGUUCUUACCGAGGUCUAGAUUCGGUACCAACAGGCCUCCCUUUCAACAUCAGCCAAAUUAGCCUCUCUGCCAACUCCAUCAGCACCCUAAACACUUCAUCCUUUGCCGCUACCAUAAUGGUCAAGUCCCUGUGGUUAGCAUAUAACCAGAUCACCAGUAUUCAACCUGGAACUUUCAAAGGCAUGUCAAAGCUAAUGAGCAUCGACCUCAGUCAUAACCAACUCUUGGAUUUUCCCUGGAGUGAUCUCCCAGCCCUCCACGAACUUCAGGUCCUGAUUCUCAACAAUAAUAAUCUGGUGACUCUUCCAGCAAAUACGUUCAUUACAUCUAAAAGUCUCCGAUCUCUACAGCUCAGUAGCAACAAGAUACUAUCUCUUCCAGAAGGGCUUUUUGACUCAUUGACAUCAUUAUCUCACCUCAGUCUUUACAAUAACCCAUUUAACUGCUCUUGCUCUUUAUUUUGGCUUAAGGAUUGGCUAGGGAAAUCCAUGGUCACCAUUGACAAAAAAAAAGAGAUUGCAUGUUCGUUUCCCAAGGAGCUGUCAGGUGUCUCACUAGAAAAAUUGCCCGAUUUCCAAUGCAGAGCACCUUUACAAAUUCAGAGUAAUGACCCCUUGCUGGACAAGGCCUUGUUCCUCUGCAAGAAGGCUGGAGACCAAGACUUCAUGACACGUCAUUCUAAGGAGAUUGAGGUGAUGCUACAAUUCAUGGACAACAGGAACAUUUUUGUGACUCCUAUCAAAAAGGACAUAGUUUAUAGUUGUCGUUUGCAUAACCAUACAGCAGGCAUCACAUCCUUUUCCAACUAUCAGGCUUCAGGAUGGCUGCGGGAGGAGCAGGAGAAACUUCUCUUGAUUAUGGUUUCGGAAAGAGGAAAUUCAGCAGUGAUUGUAGGGUCAAUAUCUUUGGCUAUAUCUAUGCUAAUUUGUUUGGCAGUUCAGUGGUAAUAAAUAAGGCAUUUUCUAGGGAUCCCAUUUGGCCAGGUUUCAGGUGACAUUGGGGUUUAUUCCCUAAUCUCAUUCUGUAUCCUGGUAUAUAUUUAUAUAACAUCACAUAACAUUGUUAGCUCUAUCUGCACAUAAGUUAUACAGAGUGAUUCGUAAAGAAUCUGCUAAACAAGGAUUAGGCCGAGAACAGGUGAAAUAAACAGGGAGGAGAUGAAUGGGUUAAAAGUGAAGAAAGAGUCCUAGGAAGGGAUAAAGAAGAUACAAAUGAUGAUAUUAUAGAUAUUAUUAAUACUAAGUGCAAUAAAGACUUAUGGAAAUUAUAUUGAGGCAUAGAUUCUCUAAAAUACAAACGUUCGUUUUACAAAAACGUGGAAGAUGAUACCAGUACGUUAGCAGAGCAGGUGCUUUAAGUGCACCAUGACCUAUGUUUGCCAAGGCACUCAGUACAUCUUGGAAAUACCUUUGAUUUCAAUCUGAUAGCUCUCAAAGAAUAUCAAUCACCUUGGGUUCAGAAAUAAAAGAAAAAUUAGAAGAAAGAUUUUUUUUUAAAUGACAGACAGCAAUGUGAUUGAUAAAAUUAGAAAAUAACAGGGUGAUGUUUGAUAUAAAGGAAAAUUCAGUAGAGUCAGAGUUCUGAAUAUUUUACUAAACUACAAAAAUAAAGGGAAUAGCCAGCUCCCACAGUACCCCAUCCUGCUCAGCAGCGUGUUUUGGGUGUGUGUAGGAGGGGAGAGGUAGACUAUGUCACUGGAAGGUAUCUGGUGUAUCAGAUGCUACGUGGGUUGCAAACGAGGUGUUCCAUUGGAACAUGUAGGAAUUCUCUGAGAAUGGAGAGAGGGGUUAUGGAUAAGGGUGUAAGCAAGAUUCCAGCGAGCCCGAGCUAGUUGUGAUCGUCCACCCUUAUGAGAUCGGCCAUCGGGAGGCAUCAGGUGAAUUCCUGGAAAGAGUUUAAAAAAAGAAGUAUGUGGUCAAAUGAUAUGAUGAACUUGGGAGGAAAGCAACAAAAGACAGGGGCAAUAAAAUCAAGAGAAUCUGGAACAGGGGUAUGCAACCUUUGGCACUGCAGAUGUUAUGGGCUUAAUAUCCCAUAAUGUGCAUACAGCUAUAAUUCUGGCAAAGCAUCAGGGGAGAUGUAGUCCACAACACCUGAACUGCCGAAGGUUGCCUACUCCUGAUGUAGAACAUACAAAGUGAAUGAAGGGCUAAUGAAAAUAAUAUGUCUCUAGUUAUAGGCACUAUGUUUAAAUUGUAUGUUUUGUGGAAGCACACGUUUUGAGUUUACAGGGAAAGAGUAUGUGAACUAUUGCAUCAAUGUUAUAGAAAGCCAUAAAAGUAGUUUUAUAUGUAAGAGGAAAUGCAAUAUGGAGCAAGAUGGGACAUUAUCAUUUAGUGCACAAUUGUAUUGUACUGUAUUUGGAUAUGACAUUUUCACAGUUUAUAUAUUUAUUAUGGAGAGUUAAACCACUAUGAAUAAACAAUUCAAUUUAAAU